AUGUCAGACAGUCCAUUUCCAGAGAUGUUCAAAGACCUGACCUGGCGCUUCGAAAACGCGACAACUGUGCGGGUUUCCUGGAACGCUGCACCUGCCAAGUACUCCGUGUCCUACAGCUCCGAACUUAACGUGCCCGUGGAAAUGUGGGACUCCAUCGACACCGUGGGCAAUACUGCUUUGAUCACGGACAUCGACCCCACAAGAGAUACUUACGUCAUGGUGACGAGCUACGACCCGCAUGUGUACAGCCCUAUCAAGACCAUACCGGCGCAAAUAUCAGAAGCAAGAGACCUGCAGUCUUCGUUCACCCGCUCGGGCGUGGAAGUGCGCUGGGCGGGCGGCGGGCCGCGCGUGGUGCGGUACUCCCAGAACCUCACGCACUCGCUCGACCUCUGGCCCUCUUUGAACGCCACCGGAUCUAGCAUUGAGAUCACGAACCUGGACCCGUCCCUGCCUACUUACGUGAUGGUGGCGGCGCCGGGCCAGAGCCAGCGCAGCCAAGUCCUCACGGUGCCCAGCCGGCCCGUCGAGCCGCCGUCUCUGUUUCUAGGGAUGGGUAUUGGAGUAGGCGUGUGCCUGCUGCUCAUCCUGGCGGCAGCAGCGGUCUGCAUCUGGCGCAAGAGGAAGAGGGCAGGCACUCCCUUGAGGGCCCGUCGAAGGCACUCGUCGGCGAAUGACGACGACGACGAGGAAGCUGCUGAGAUGAAGACCGUGGGCGGUCGGCUGGCCAACGGGGGCGGCUCCAAGGACGCGGGCGAGCCCUUGCUGAAUGGACACGUGCACAUCACAGAGAACCCGCAAACAAAAACACCAAACGGCAACAUGAAGAAGGGCCGCAUGCCGUUCGACCUGUCCCGCCUCGAGGACCCCGACAGCACUUUAGAGACGGUCCUGGACGCCGACGCGUCCGCGCUCACGCUGGACCUGCUGGAUACGUCGCGGCCCCCCGAGCGGCCCCCCGAGUGGCCCCCCGAGCGGCCCCCCGAGUGGCCCCCCGAGCGGCCCCCCGCGCCCGAGGAGUCGUUCGCCAAGCUGCCCGACGACAACAUGAACUCCGAGCUCACCCGCAGCGCCUUCCACACCGACAACAGCAAAAUUCAACCCACGCUUCAACCCAACGGUUGAGGACCCCCCCGCCCCUCCCUCCCAGAACUACACGCGGGGUAGGCGGCCCCCGAAGCCUAACGGUUUCACGCGUCGAUUCGAUGAGAUUGUACAGAACCACUUUUUUCUAGUUGUCCGACGGAGAUACGAUUAGAGGCUCGUUUUCGCGAGGAUAGCUUGGCGUUUCGUUCCUAAUAGACUUUAAUUUAAGGCUGAUUUUUUUUUGUAAACAAUACGGGUAUGAACCGAUCGGAAAUAGCUCCUGUUCCCACGCACGUUGAGUUAUUCUCGCUUAAACCGCGUUCACACACUGCGAUAGCGUCGACGUGUUGUCUGUUAUUGAUGAUGUAUAUAGUGCCCGUUUUAGGCGUAGACACUUGUAUAUAGAGUUAUCGGCCUGAGAUAUAGCGUCGAGACAAUAAAGUAGGCAUGACGCGGUAGCCUUCGCGACUGAGCGUACGAUUGUACAUAUAACUUAUACAUGUUGUUAUAUAACAGUGCCUCCGAAGUACACAGUACACACCUGUGAACACCGAGAUACAAAUAGUUACACAAUUAGUGCAACAUGAUCGUACAAAAUAUAGACCAAAAUAAAUCCAAACACCCGUAAUUACCUAAAUUCACAUAUAACACAAAACUAUUUAUUCAUGUUGAUAAAAAUAAUAAUAUAUUUAUUUUUUUCUAUUAUUAUUUUUUUGUUUACUUCGCUCAGUUCUUAGACAAAGCCUCAGAAGCUACAUUAUGUUACCUUCACACUUACAUUCCAGAAUUUUAUAUAUUUAACACACUAUAUCUCCGUACCUAUCUGUCUGAACGCACAGUUUUUUUAUAUAUCCCUGUUAUAGUUUUAUUAGCAGUUAUUUUUUACACUCUAACAUUACACAAAGUUGUUUCAUUAGAUACUUAAAAACCUAAGAAAAAGUAGAUAGCAUAAAAGUAAUAUGUAAUUGUAAAAAUAAUAAAAAUAUAUAAAAAAAAUAAUUUAUUACAACGAACUACUGAUAUUAAGAAACGUAAAAUAGUUUAUAAAGAAACGUUAUCGUUAUUAGAAAGUUACUAAACGUUAUUUAUGAGCUGACUUUUUCAACUUUUAAAAGUUAUACUUUCUUUUAAUCUAAAACUUAGGCUGUUCUCACACUAGCGUUUGCUAAGCGUGCGCGUUUCUCGUACGUGUAACGGGCACACACGCUUAAUUUUUUGUCGGCAAAAUACAAUAUUUGUGAAUAUAAAUGCUUUAAUCUUCUUUAACGUCAUUGUCGUAUCUUGUGCAUACGGAAAUUGAUUAAAGUUAAUUUAAUGCAUUCAAAAACAGGCCAAUUUCAAAUCCUGUAUUGUUUAGCAGAAUACCGACUUAGAAACUGUUUCUCCCGUUUGUUCCUUUUUGUGUCUGAUUGUAAUACACGUGUUGAUGCUUUUCACACGUUCGAAAAACGCUAAGGCUUGCCCAGCGCUAGUGUGAUCGGGGCCUUACUUAGUUCGUUGUUCAUUAUUCCAUAUCACAAUAUAUCUACCUCAUCACUUCUCGUUGUAAGAUUCUUUUAGAUGUUAAAAUUUAAUGUUGAGACGAUUAUGUUUCGUGUACUUCUGCCCAUCGAUCUGUGCGUAGGUAAUACUGCUCGAUACGGCACUUACUGGUUAAUUAGACAUAAUAUUUUAAUUUAUUGUUAGGACCCUAAACUAUAUGUAUUACAGGCAUUUCCAUUAACGAAUUCUAGAUUUUUAUCCGUAAAAUCAACAUUAGCACAAACAUUUUAAAUAUCGUACCUAAGGUACUUUCCGCCUAUAUAAUUUUGGGUUAUAUAUAAAAUAACCAUUUCUAUUGUAUAUAAGUUUACACAUCCAAUACUAAUUCGCAACGAAUUUAAAAUACUUACGAAAUAAUUUUCUCUGUCUGAUAAUAAUCUGAUAAUUUCAAUAUUGUACUAUUGUUGAUGUUACAUUUAAAAUAUCAAGCAGUUUAACCGUCGGUUUAUUUCCUUUAACACUACAAACAAGUAAAUAUAGUAACAAUCGAUAAGUAUUUAUAUAAUUUUGAGUUAAAUAAUUUUUGCACCUAGGUACAAUUAUUAAUAAUUAAGUUUUGAAAGAGCUAAGUGUUUUAAAAAGUAAUAAGAUGAUUAAAGUUGUCAUGAGAAAAAUAUAUAAGUACUUUUUAAAACACUACAGGCCGCUUGUAAAUAUAAUUAUUAUAAACGAAGUAUAAACUCAGUUUAAAUUUAAAAUUAAAUGGGAAAACGCCGACAUUGUACCUGAUCUUCAAUUACACUAAGUUAACUAGACUUAGGUGUAGUGUUAGGUAUUUUGAAAGUCUAGAAUUUUAUAUUUGACGCUAGGUUUAUCACAGGGUCUUACAUUUGAUUCUGAUUGCGGUGACUCGACGGGUAAGCUUGUGUUUUAUAUACUUUUUUUACAAUAAUUUUAUGCAGUAUUUUCCGCGUGUAAGAAUUUCGCUGUUGUCUUUCUUUGUGUAUUACUAACAUUUUAAAUUACCCCAUUCUAAGGACUAACUUCAGCCAAAUAUUAUGAUAAUAUUAAGCACAUUUAUAUACUGUUUCACUUUUGUUAGGCGAGUAAAUGUUUCUCAUGUAAAUUGUUGAAAAAUAAGGAGUGUUGACAAUGUUGAUGAUGAAAUAGAUACGUUACACAUUAAUGUUCAAGUACCGUGUAACCUGUUAGAUUUACACACGCGGCUCAUCAGUCUUAACAACUUGACCUCAAUACCGUCUCUAUGUCCCACGGAAUAAGAGCGAUCUUUGCAGUUCAACUGUUACACUUGAUGUGCCGUCGUUGUACUAUAGACUUGUAGUUGUUUUAUGACACAUUAUUGUACCUACUUGUAAGUGCAACGUCACACGUUCACUCUAGGUUGUGUUUCUUUUUAUAUUUAUUUCAAUCAACGUAUAGUAUCAAAGUAUAGCGAAUCAACAUUUCUUGUUAAAUAUUUUUAAUUACUUGUGAAACCAUUUCCCUUUAAUUUACUUGUGAAACCAAAAUGCUUAUUGUCGUCGCAAUAACUGAUACCUGAAUUAUGUACAAUGAUUUUUGUAAUUUAUUGAUACGCGAUAUUUAUUCAGUAGGAUACAUGCAACCACGAUGCAUUAAGUAUAUAAUUACAGCAUGCCGUAUUUUGGUUAAUUUAUCUUCCUCGGUUAAUAUAAGUUUUAAAAGGUGUAUAAGUAAUAAAAAUUUUAACACCAAUUUUUGACCAAACGUUAGAAUAAUUUAGCCAAAAUAUGUGCGUGGAUAUUUUAUAUAGCAUAAGUUAGGUAACGUUUCUGGUAAUUGUACUAAGUUUAUUAGUAUCUACAGUUUUUAUUUCAAUUUACACUUUUACAUUGGCUUUUCCGUCCUUGGAGUGAAAAGUGAAAAUCGAAAGCCUGAUGUUGUGCCUCUCUUAUUAUUUGAUAUUACAUUGCGCAAUAUAACAAAAAAUACGUAAACAAUUAAUUCGCUAAGAUUAACUUACCUUUUUAUAUGGCACAUUUAUUAUACAAAUGGCAACAUUGGCAACUAUAGGUGCUGGAAUUGGGACAUUUAAAAACAUUAAAAUAGAAAAUUUAUUGAUGCACGAAUGGGCAGAGGAAGAUUAUUGUUAAAAGAAACUAAUAUUUUUUGCGCUGUGAAAUGAAUAAUACUGAAACAAUAUAUUUUCAGCACCUGAGUUGCCAUAACUUCAAACUUUACUCCACACUCUACGCGGGUAAAACCAUUCCACUUUACAAUAGCCCACAUUUAUUAUUACCACACAUUCCAUAAUCGGCUGCAAUAGUAUUCUUACGACAGUUAAAUUUUGUAAAUAUAAUUGUUAAUUUAUUUUGUUUUACUCUACCUUUACCGUAUGCUUACAAUGUAAUGUUAAAGCAAUAGCAUAGAGAUUUAUUUGUAGUAUUGUUAUGUAUUUACAAAGAUAAUGUGCAUGAAGUUUUUACCACACUUAUGUAUACCAAUCUGAGCAUGUAAUAUUUUUUAAUCUGUUUUUUUAAUAUUUUAUAAAAAUGAUUUGGAGUUUACCUUUUUUGUGUUUAAAAAUUGUUGGCAGCACCGCUUCUUUGUUUAUUUAGUUUUUAUUCGUAUUUUAUUUAUAUGUCUAUUUUCUAUUAAAAAAAAUAAAAGCAAUAAUGUUUAAAUUUUAAAGUGAUUGUUAAAUUAAAUGAUAUGAAAUUUGUACAAGAGAGAAGAAUUUACCAUAUUUUAAACCACUGUUAUAGAAUAAUCUCACUUUGAUAUUAGGUUCGGUUUAGUAAUCUCACUCUUUUGCCUUUUGUGAUAAGGCUCUAUUUGGUGUGAUGACGAUUUACCAUGUACUUAGAAUAAUGCGUCCAAAUGUUUUCUUGUAACUGCUUAUUUUGGUAUUAACACGAGUUUUGGUUCGAGUCUCAACUGACCUGGCAUAAAUAUGUUGUUCCACUUACGUUCAUAACUUGACCAUUUUCAUGCUAUUGGUCUACUUUGUGACGAUUAUACAUGAAGUAUGAAAGUUACAAAAAUAGUAAUUUAAAUAUUAAAAAAAAACUGUUUUAACAUAAUAAAUAAAUAUAAGUCAAUUUAUUAACAGUUAUAUUGAUAUGUAUAAAUCAGGGGACCAAUACGACCUCUGUAAUAAAAUAUAACUAAUUUCAAAUUGUUUGUUUCUUAAAAUCGUUGCAAAGAGCCAAUAGCAUUGUAUAAGUUAAGGUGUUGUUGUGUAAAUUAAUAUAAAAUAUUAUCGACCAGUGUGGUGGCUCAACUUUGAAUGUAAGGUACCUAUUAUUAGCCACAAACCCUGAUAAAAUGAAAUAUUUGUAUUAAAAAGUUGCUAAAACGAAACUGGGGUAUUUUAAUACUAGAAAAAAUAUUACAGUACAACCGUUAUAUUAUACAAAUUAUAUUGGAGAUUGAUCAAUAUAAAUGGAAGUUGAAAAGUAAUUUAAACAUUGGAGAUGUAUUAACAAAAAAAAAGUUUUAAUAAAAUCUAAAUAUAAAACUUAUAUUUUGUUUUAAAAUAUUCCAGUUUCGAAUUCGUAUGUAAGAAAAUCAUCGGAAUGUGACGUAAAUGGGGACAUGCUAAUUCAUGUUUGUUUUAAUUUCAUCACCAAUAAAAAUGGUCAAUGUUAUACAGAAAUUCUAUAUUCCCCAACUGGUUAUAAAAUUUACAAUAUAGUCAAGCUAAUUAUGUAUCAUAUUUUUUUGAAAUUAUGUAUGAUUAAUUAUUUUAUACUUGCAGUAAUACCUACCUGUCUUUGUUAUAAGUUUGCAUUUGUUUAAUUUAUAUUGAUAUAUAAUAUUUGUGUGUAUAAAGUUAUUUUCCACUUGGAGUUGGUAUGUCCCCGCUAACGAUAUUAGUUAUAUUUAUAAUUGAAUCUACCUCAACCAAAUUACCCAUUAAUGUUGUUUGUAAGUGUUCUUUUGAGUCUUAUAAUUACUAAUAAUUACUGAAUUGUAGUGUUUUUGAUAAUAAAGUUAUAAUUAGUUCCAACUUAUCCCAUUUUGAUAUGGUAAUUAUUGUUACCAGAAUAUUGAAUGUGGUGGACUGCCGAUUGGUAUUGUCGUGAUCGGAUGAUAUUAAAUUUGAAAGCAUUUAAA
Messenger RNA from Ostrinia nubilalis (European corn borer), 6666 nucleotides. RefSeq lists its product as uncharacterized. The coding region runs from base 1 to 1125 and encodes 374 amino acids. The record is from RefSeq and is a predicted model, not a curated record. The transcript has 9 exons. Lineage: Eukaryota; Metazoa; Arthropoda; Insecta; Lepidoptera; Crambidae.